CAAGAGCACUGAACAGGAAGAAGUGUUUGCUUGGAGAUGCUGCUCAGAGGAGAGGUUGUGAAUAAGGACAUUACCCAUUACCCAAGCAGGAGCGGGCAUUCAGAAGAAAAGGAACCCUGCCCACCACACCAAAUAUUAACUUAUCAAAAAGACUCCUAUCUGUAUGCCAACCAAGACUCACAGGAAGAGAUCAGAUCCCUGAACCCCCAUCAUCAUGAACUGGCACAUGACCAUCUCAGCUCUUAUCGUAGUAGUGAUCAAAGUUGUUGGAAUGACCUUUUUUCUGCUGUACUUCUCACAGAUUUUUGGAAGAAGUGAUGAAAGCUUCGUUCCCACAAGGAGCUCUGGAACAGCCUGUCCCAACAACUGGGAUUUUCACCAAGGAAGAUGUUUUUUCUUCUCUACCUCUGAAUCACCUUGGAAAAACAGCAGGGACUAUUGUGCAACAAAAGGAUCCACACUGGCAAUUGUCGACACUCCAAAGAAACUGAAGUUUCUUCAGGACAGAGCUGGGGCUGAGAAUUACUUUAUUGGUUUGAUACGUCAGCCUGGAGAGAAGAAAUGGCGCUGGGUCAACAACUCUGUGUUCAAGGGCAAUGUUACCAAUCAGGAGCAGAACUUCAACUGCGUCACUAUAGGUCUGACAAUGACAUUUGAUGCUGCAUCGUGUGACAUCAGCUAUCGCUGGAUCUGUGAGACCACUCCCAAAUGAUCAGAGAUCUCUACAAGAGUGAAUAUUUACAGAACCAGCAAAAGAGAUUCAUUGUGACUGAAACCAGUCCAGAAAAUAUAGAGCAUCAAAGACUGUGCCCAUCUUCCUAAUGAAUCCUCAAAGUCAACAUGCCCUUUCACAAACAUCAUCGCACAGUAAAACUUCCUUUCUGCACUAAGUAUUCCCAAGACUGAGAGGGGAUUGGACUCUGGCUAUCUCCAGACAGGGCCAUGUUUCUGGAGAUGAAAUCCGUGUGGAAGCGCAGUCUGUCUCUGCAGAGCUGAGCCUUUUGACUUAUCAGUAGGGUUUCCUCUGUUGACAGAAUCCAUUUCUUUUUUAUCGGUUAUUUUAUUUAUUUACAUUUCAAAUGUUAUCCCCCUUCCCAGUUUCCCCUCCAUAAGCCCCCUAUCCCUUCCUCCAUCCUCUCUGCCUCUAUGAGGAUGCUUCCCCAUCCACCUACCUUCAUCCUUAGAGAACAUGCCCACACCACUGAGGAGAAACUGCUCAUGAAGCAGAUAUGAGAACUGUUAGGAAGCACUAUGGGCAGAAGACUAUAAACUCGGCUUCACAACCUCCUCCAUUCCCAGAAGACUCCCAUUCCCAUACUCUGUCUUAGAAGCAGAGGCCCUCCUGAAUUGGGGGAGGACUUCUGCAGCUUGACUUGGAACUGAACAAAUGUUGAGGGAAUGAUGAAAGUUCUGAAUAGGACAGAGAUAAACAAAGAGGAUAAGGAAAGAGAUAGGAAGAAAGGAAAAGUGGGAAGGAGUGGGGAAAGGAGUGAUGGACAGGAGAAAAAGAGACAGGAGGGGCCAGGAAAGACACUCAAGCUAAAUUUUUUUCUGGUUUUGGAUAAAAGUCUAUUGUGAUAUAUAUAAUACCUUUUCAUUAGAAAAGAAAGGGCAAAAUUGGGGACAAAUGGAAAUCAUGAGAGAUGAAGCAGAGGUUCAUUUGAUCACAAGGAAAGAAAGACAGGAAUGAGGUAGAAAAUGUCUUGGGCACAUUAACCGUUAUCACAAGACACAAGCUACAUACAUACCUAAACUAUAGGAGAAAGGAGAUGUAUUGAUUGUUUUAAGUAGCAAGAAUUAAACUACAGAGAAGCCUAUAGAGAGUUAAAGGAAUUAAAGCCACCCAAUAAUCAACUCAUUACUUUCAACUAGUAGCAAUAUGUACAUGCAUCAGUAGUCAAAAUAAAUUGUAAAUUCUGCUAUUACAAUACUAAGAUAUUUUUUCUAAUUUCUAGGUUUUAUAGUUGGUGUAUUAGUAGAUUUAUAUUUUUUAAUGAGAUAAUGUACUACCUAUUAAAACCUGCUUGAAGAAGGCCAUCAAAAAUAA
Messenger RNA from Rattus norvegicus (Norway rat), 2047 nucleotides. The record is from RefSeq and is a predicted model, not a curated record. Lineage: Eukaryota; Metazoa; Chordata; Mammalia; Rodentia; Muridae.